UUUCCCUUCUCACUGUCAUGGCCUACGACCGCUACAUUGCCAUCUGCAAGCCCCUGCACUACGGGAGCCUCCUGGGCAGCAGAGCUUGUGCCCAGAUGGCAGCAGCUGCCUGGGGCAGUGGCUUUCUCAAUGCUGUCCUGCACACAGCCACUACAUUUUCCCUGCCCCUCUGCCAAGGCAAUGCUGUGGACCAGUUCUUCUGUGAAGUCCCCCAGAUCCUCAAGCUCUCCUGCUCAGAUGCCUACCUCAGGGAAGUUGGGGCACUUGUGCUUAGUAUUUCUUUAGUCUUUGGUUGUUUCCUUUUCAUUGUUCUCUCCUAUGUGCAGAUUUUCAGAGCAGUGCUGAGGAUGCCCUCUGAGCAGGGCCGGCACAAAGCCUUUUCCACAUGCCUCCCUCACCUGGCCGUGGUCUUCCUGAUGGUCAGCACUGUCUUAUUUGCCUACCUGAAGCCCCCCUCCAUCUCUUCCCCAUCCCUGGACCUGGUGGUAGCAGUUCUUUAUUCAGCAGUACCUCCAGCAGUGAACCCCCUGUUAUACAGCAUGAGGAACAAGGAGCUCAACUAUGGAGUGAAGAAAUAUUUUCUGUGCCUGCUUCUUAAGCUCCAAUAA
Molecule: messenger RNA, 608 nt
Organism: Oxyura jamaicensis (ruddy duck)
Lineage: Eukaryota; Metazoa; Chordata; Aves; Anseriformes; Anatidae
Product: olfactory receptor 14C36-like
Exons: 1
Coding region: 18-608 (196 amino acids)
Biological process (GO): G protein-coupled receptor signaling pathway
Cellular component (GO): membrane
Molecular function (GO): olfactory receptor activity
Source: RefSeq, a predicted model, not a curated record